This is a messenger RNA of Anopheles coluzzii, 2505 nucleotides long. RefSeq names its product spermidine synthase (gene SpdS). NCBI's taxonomy places the organism in Eukaryota, Metazoa, Arthropoda, Insecta, Diptera, Culicidae. Gene Ontology annotation, biological process: spermidine biosynthetic process. The record is from RefSeq and is a predicted model, not a curated record. Gene Ontology annotation, molecular function: spermidine synthase activity. The transcript is spliced from 3 exons. Gene Ontology annotation, cellular component: cytosol. The coding region runs from base 1 to 1242 and encodes 413 amino acids.
AUGAACUCCCCUCCCCCCAUCCAAGUCGGCUACGACGGCUGGAGUGAUGAUUAUCAGCAACGGGCUUUUUUUUCUAUUUCCUUUCAAAUAAACGUCAAAUCGUGCACACCGCAUGGAAAAGGGAGCGAAAAAGAUGGAAACAAGAACAGAUUCCGAAACGUCAUCAAAGCCCGGACCCGGGGGCGAAAGAAUGCAGGGAUGAAGAAGACAGCACUGGACAGCAAAACGGUUUUGAUUAACGUCGUCGCCGUCGCCUGUGAAGUCGGUAAUUGCGUUGGCUGCUGGCUGCCGAACCGAACGUGCAACAAGUGUCUGUUUGCUUUCGUGUGUUUUCUGUUUGUGUUUGCCAUCCAGAAGAGAAGAAGAGCGUCCCCAGCCAUGAACCCUUCCGAGUGGUUUUCCGAAAUUUCCAACGAACUUUGGCCCGGCCAGUGCUUCUCGGUCAAGGUGAAGCAGGUGCUGCACGAGGAACGCUCCAAGUAUCAAGACAUCAAGAUCAUCCAGAGUGAAUCGCACGGUGUGGUGCUGAUACUGGACGGCAUCAUCCAGUGUACGGAGCGGGAUGAGUUCGCUUAUCAGGAGAUGAUCUCCUUUCUGCCGCUCUGCUGCCAUCCGAACCCGCAGCGCGUCCUGAUCGUGGGCGGCGGGGACGGCGGUGUGGCCCGCGAGGUCGCCAAACAUCCGGCCGUGCUGGAGGUGCACCAGGUCGAGAUCGACGAGCGGGUGGUGGAGCUUUCGAAACAGUACCUCCCGUUCAUGGCGUGCGGGUUCGAGUCGCCCAAGCUGAAGCUCACGAUCGGCGACGGGUUCGAGUACAUGAAGCAGCACGAGGGUGCGUUCGACGUGAUCAUCACGGACAGUAGCGAUCCGAUCGGGCCGGCCGAGUCGCUGUUCCGCGAGUCGUACUUUGAGCUGGUGAAGCGGGCGCUCAAGCCGAACGGCAUCAUCUGCUCGCAGGGCGGCAGCUUCUGGCUGGAUGCGGGGCACGUGCGCGAAACGCUCGACUACUGCCGGAAGCAUUUCCCGCGCGUCACGUACGGGCUGGCCGCGGUGCCGAGCUACCCGACCGGCCAGAUCGGGUUCUUCAUCGCCAGCCUCAAUCCGGAGACGGAGUUCAGGGAGCCGGCCCGUCAAUUCGAGGACGCAGAGAUUGACCAGCUGGGACUGCGAUACUACACGACCGACGUGCAUCGGGCGGCCUUCACGCUGCCCAGGUUUGCGGCCAAAGCGCUUAACCCGUAAAAGCAAUAGCUCCCCCUCGUCCGUUUUUCUACUGGAGGGAUGUAAGACUCACAAACGCCCCAAAUGCGCCACAAUUGUACAACGAGCGAUAAGCAUUGUUUUUAAAAUAGCGAUGAAGAAGAGGUAAUUCUUUUUAAAGUCAAUGCCAAGAAUCUGUUUCUUUCUGUUAUUUCUCACUCUCUCUGUUUCUGCCAAAAUAAAUGUUAUUGCAUCAUGUCCACAUUUUUAUAUCAAAACAAUUAAGUUCUUCUUUUGAAAGUUUUGUUUUAUUGUACAAGUACACCUUAUUUGUAGCUUAUUAUUCACAUUUUUAUACAGUGUGUGCGCGCGACUACCCUGUCUUACUUUCUCCAACAUUAAAUUCCACUUCGCAGGAUUCAAACGAACUAAAAUACAAUUAACAAAAAUGUCCUAACCAUCUCUACCAACCCUGCACUGACUAGAAGGACGAUUGACGAUGGACAGAAAAGUAGGCCGUUUUAACAAAUUACCAAAAACGCGUGUUUUAAUCAGCACCAUCAGCACCAUCCAAGGGUUGCCAAGGGUCACACACAAUGUUAAGGUGGUGGGGGAAGCACGCCAACUGUGCCACCAGCGCCACCCCUCCCCUUCGAACGAAGAUGAUCUUUUAAACCCCUUUUCCGGGUGGGACAACGGGCUGAUUUGGCACGAUUUUUUUUAAAUUAAAAAAAACGUUUCUCUGAUUACGCACUUUUGCUUGUCCGUUAAGUGUGGUCCCUUUCUGGUGUGUGGGGGAUUAAAACAAAAAACGAAUGAGAUUUUCGAAUGUGGGAAUGUAAAGAAGAUUCCUGCACAAAACAGUCUCUCUCUCUCUUUCUUACACAAUUGCUUGUUGCUUUUCUGUGUGUGUAUGUGUCGAAAGUUGAUUAAAACUUUCACACACAAAAAAUAAACGCGCAAGGAAGCACAUAAGUAUGAUGCAUAUAAAUAUGUUUUAAUAGGUCUUGCUGUCUUGCUGUGUGUGCCUGUACAACAACAACACACAAGUGUUUGUGUUUGUGAAAGAGUUUUGUUGUGUACAGAAUAAAAAAAAAGAGAACAUAUUUUUAACCAAAAAAUACAAUAAUCAUUUGCGUGUAAAUACGUCGUCCUGUCCUGCCGUUUAGCACGAUUUAACAAUGCAGAUAAAACGUGAUUUUUUAACUGUCCCUUUUUUAAAAUGUGCUAAACCUUUCUCUCUCUCUCUCUCUCUCUCUCUCUCUCUCUCUCUCUCUCUCUCUCUCUCUCUCUCUCUCUCUCUCU